AUUAUAAAGUCAACCCAGAAGUAAAAACCCAACCUGCACCUGGCCUACAACUUCGAUCGUUCAAGAUUUCAACUCAUUUCUUGUUCCAGUCAACAACCUGGUUCUCUCCACCCAACCCGAACCGAAACGGACCGUUUCCCGCCCCAGUCACAUCAACUAUAAAACAAAACCAGAGAGACGCAAAUUUUGAAGCUGGAAAUGGACCGACCCGAGAACACGCCGCACAUCUUUUCGGAGCAGGUCCUCGUCAGCGGCAACAUAACGCCGUUGACGCUCACCAGCGACGGCAGGCUGAGGUGGACGGAGGGAUGGCAACGGUGUUUGACGGUGAAGAAGGAUGUGCUCGGGUUCGCGACAGAGGGCCCGAAGAUCAGGAUAAGAGCGGUCGUGCAGGGCGGAGGUAAAAUCUGCAUGUUUGAGAGCAGUGGACGUCCGGUGAGGAAGGACUACGUGUUCGAGCCCUUGUCCGAGGACUCGCUUAGGCUCUGGUGCGAGAAGCUCCGUGAAUACAUUGACUCGCUUGGACGGCCUAAACGGCUAUUUGUGUUUGUGAACCCAUUUGGUGGAAAAAAAUAUGCGUCCAAGAUUUUUGUCGAUCAUGUGAAAGCUCUUUUGGAAGAUGCUGAUAUCCAAAUUACGUUGCAAGAAACCCAAUAUCAGCUUCACGCAAAAGAAGUUGCUAAUUCACUUGAUCUUUCCAAGUACGACGGCAUUGUUUGUGUUAGUGGGGAUGGAAUCUUGGUUGAGGUAGUUAAUGGGCUGCUCGAAAGAGAGGAUUGGGAUGUUGCAAUAAAGAUGCCUAUUGGAGUAGUUCCUGCAGGUACAGGAAAUGGCAUGGCAAAAUCCCUUAUGGAUUCAGUUGGUGAUCAUUGUACAGCACCUAAUGCUGUUCUUGCCAUCAUCCGAGGCCACAAGUGCUCACUGGAUGUAGCUACCAUUACACAAGGAGAAACCAAAAUUUUUAGUGUAUUGAUGCUCGCGUGGGGUCUGGUGGCGGAUAUCGAUAUUGAAUCGGAAAAGUAUAGGUGGAUGGGAAGUGCUCGUAUAAAUUUCUAUGCUUUUCAACGAAUUUUUCAUUUGAGGCAUUACAAUGGAUGCGUUUCUUUUGUGCCUGCACCUGGAUUUGAAGCUUUUGGAGAGUCAACCAAUUACCAGGGCAUAUCUACUGGCAAGCAAGCUAGCUGCAGUCCAAGUGAAGAGGAGCCUGUUAGGGUUCGACAUUAUGGUUAUCAAGGACCUAAUAUUGACUUGGAGAAUUUAGAUUGGAGAACUAUUAAUGGACCAUUUAUCUCAAUUUGGCUUCAUAAUGUACCUUGGGGGGGUGAAGACAUCAUGGCAGCCCCUGAUGCCAAGUUCUCGGAUGGUUAUCUGGACUUGAUUCUUAUUAAGGAUUGUCCACCGUUCUCCUUGCUAUCAUCAGUGAUGAUGAAAAUGAACACUGGAAAUCAUGUCAGAUCACCCUAUGUCACUUACCUCAAGGUGAAGGCAUUCAUCUUGGAGCCUGGUCUCCAAACUGACGACCCAACAAAGGAAGGGAUCAUAGACUUAGAUGGUGAGGUCCUGGCCAGAGGAAGAGGAACGUACAAGUGUGACCAGAAGGCACCGAUGGCCUAUGAUAAACUUCAAAUAACUGUGGAUCAAGGUUUAGUUACCCUAUUUUCUCCUAAAGUAUGAGAAAUGCUACAUAUACUCUCAAGUGCUUAUUACCAGAUGUGGCAGUAAAAAUAUUUACCAUUAAUAUAUUAUAUACAAAUUAACUCAUCGAAAAUUCAAUAAUGAUUUUUACUGCCAAGUUAGAAAGUAAGCUUUUGGAAGUGAAUAAUGAUACACUUACUCUUAAUUCCUUACACAAUUUUUUCACACUCGAGUGACUUUUAAAACCGCCAUUGAAUAUGAGAUAGAUUUUUAUUAGAUUUCAAUCCAAUAGUGGUUUUAAAAGCCACUUAUGGGUUUGAGAAAAUGGGUAUAAAGAAGUGGGAGUAAGUGUAGCAUUAUUCUUUGGAAGUAUAUGUAGCAUUUCUCUUUAAUAUUUUCAUGGAGUUCAUUUGACAGUCCACUGAUACUUUUUCAAAAGAAAUUUAUUGGGGAUUAUUUAUUUUGUUCUGCCUGUAUAGAACCCCAUAGCAUAUUUUGAGCAUGUGAUUGGAUCUGUAUCAUGAACAAUAUCAACUAGGCUGUAUGUCACUUGAGCUCACAUCAACGUUUGAGAUCACAUGAUCUCUCUAUCAAUUUCACAAAAGUAAUUACUGGUUGCCA
Molecule: messenger RNA, 2256 nt
Organism: Corylus avellana
Lineage: Eukaryota; Viridiplantae; Streptophyta; Magnoliopsida; Fagales; Betulaceae
Gene: SPHK1
Product: sphingosine kinase 1
Biological process (GO): phosphorylation; sphingosine biosynthetic process
Cellular component (GO): cytoplasm; membrane; intracellular membrane-bounded organelle
Molecular function (GO): lipid kinase activity
Source: RefSeq, a predicted model, not a curated record